This is a messenger RNA of Musa acuminata subsp. malaccensis (wild Malaysian banana), 1396 nucleotides long. Its product is annotated as probable voltage-gated potassium channel subunit beta. The record is from RefSeq and is a predicted model, not a curated record. Lineage: Eukaryota; Viridiplantae; Streptophyta; Magnoliopsida; Zingiberales; Musaceae.
AACAUUGUACACGAAGAAGAAGAGGAGGAGCAGAUCAGAUCUGUCUCGAAGAGGGGGGGGUGAGAGACGAAGAAGAGGAAGAAAGCCAAGAUGCAGUACAAGAACUUGGGGCGAUCGGGGUUGAAGGUGAGCCAGCUCUCGUACGGGGCGUGGGUCACGUUCGGGAACCAGGUCGAUGUCAAGGAGGCGAAGAUCCUGCUGCAGUGCUGCCGCGACCACGGCGUGAACUUCUUCGACAACGCCGAGGUCUACGCCAACGGCCGAGCGGAGGAGAUCAUGGGCCAGGCCAUCCGCGAGCUCGGUUGGCGCCGGUCCGACAUUGUCGUGUCCACCAAGAUCUUCUGGGGCGGCCCCGGUCCCAACGACAAGGGCCUCUCCCGGAAGCACCUCGUCGAGGGCACCCGCGCCUCCCUCCGCCGCCUCGACAUGGACUACGUCGACGUCGUCUUGUGCCACCGCCCUGACGCCGCCACCCCCAUCGAGGAGACCGUCCGCGCCAUGAACCAUAUCAUCGACAAGGGCUGGGCAUUCUACUGGGGCACUUCCGAGUGGUCCGCCCAGCAGAUCACUGAGGCCUGGGCCAUCGCCUCCCGCCUCGACCUCGUCGGCCCUGUCGUCGAGCAGCCCGAGUACAACCUCCUCUCUCGGCACAAGGUUGAAGUAGAAUACCUUCCUCUGUACAGCACGUAUGGCCUGGGUCUCACCACAUGGAGUCCAUUAGCAUCGGGAGUGCUGACUGGGAAAUACAGUAAAGGAAAUGUACCUGCUGACAGUCGGUUUGCACUUGAGAAUUACAAGAAUCUUGCAAGCAGAUCACUGGUUAACGACACACUAAGAAAAGUAAAUGGACUGAAGCCAAUUGCAGAUGAACUAGGAGUUCCCUUAUCUCAACUUGCGAUUGCUUGGUGUGCAUCAAAUCCACAUGUUUCAUCAGUAAUAACUGGUGCCACCAAGGAGAGUCAGAUUGUAGAGAACAUGAAGGCUCUUGAGGUCAUUCCCAAGCUGACACCUGACGUACUUGAAAGGAUAGAGGCAAUCAUUCAAAGCAAACCCAAGCGCCCAGAAUCAUACAGGUGAUUCCAUAUUGAAAUAUUCUUCUCAUCUUUUCUUGCAAUUUCGUGGAGAAUGAUAUUUGCUCUGAAGUCUGGGAAUGUGAGUAUUUAUUAUGCAGUUGUGAUGUUUUUGUGGGUCACUACAGUCGGUCUUGUUGAACUUUGAACUUGUUCUGGUUUCUAUCAAAGAUUUUUAUUAAAACCGGUUAUGAAGACAAGUUUGAUUUAUUAAUGUUGUGGAGGAACCAUAAACUCCUUUUGGAUUUUCUCUGGUGUAUCAAAUUUGUUUCAUUGGAACUGGUUAUGAAGACAAUUGAUUUAUCAAUGUUGAUGCUACUGGACUA